Paramecium octaurelia is the source of this 1104-nucleotide messenger RNA. NCBI's taxonomy places the organism in Eukaryota, Ciliophora, Oligohymenophorea, Peniculida, Parameciidae. The record is from the annotation of a GenBank genome assembly.
AUGAGCUCAAUUAAUAUUUCUUUCUUUCAUUAAAUUGCAUAUAUUAACGCAUGGGAAUAUGGGAAGAGUCUAUCCUUACCCAGAAAUGGGAUGGAGCUCCAUUCAAAGUUAGUGUAUUCAUGAUUAAUGUAAUGUGAAUAUGACAUUAACACGACCAAGCUCUAUAGUGUUUGAAUAUAGUAUAUUUAAUACNUGUCUAGAUAAGUGAGUAUUGAAGAUUAGAAAAAUGAAGUCAAAUAAAUUGAAGAAGUUAAACCUAAAAUAGCUGUCACUAAAAUAAAAUCGGUUUCCUUUGCUAGAACUUUUAUUAAACGAGUACGUGGUUCAUCUUUUUUUAGAUAGGAAAGUCAAAAGGAAAUAAAAUAAAUCAAAAAUCAAGAUAACAAUUCUGAUUCAAAUCAGGUGGAUAACCAAUAUUAAGCACAAUAACAAGUGGGUGAAAUCAAUAGUUGUUGCUUAUAAGAGGAUUAAUAAAAUGGUAUCGAUUGGGAAAAUAAUGAUGAUAGAAUAACCCAAUAAGACACUAUUAAAUAAUAAAUUAAAUCUGUUAAAGAAACCAAACAAAUUGUUGAAAAGAGAAAACUAUAAGAGAAAUCAACUCCAUAGUUCAAAUAAAAAUUAUAAAAUGAAAAUAAGAAAUUAAGUUAAAUCAGUAAUAGUUCUCAAGACCAGAAGACUUAGUAAAUUCACUAUCAGUCUGAUGAAUACUAGGAAUAGUAUAAUAACAAAUCUGCCAAUUUAGCCAUUGACAAAUAGAUUCUAUUUAAAAUCCAAUUAUUAGUUUACUUUGGAAUUAUUUUUGAAAUCUUAUUUGGAGGUCUGAGUAUUACUGUCCUAGUAACUGAUUUAAUAAGAGAUCCAGUGGGUCAACUUAUAUAUUUGUAUGGAUCAUCAACACUGCAAUUUUUUUCUUUGAUUACAGUUCUCAAACUAUUUCAUGAUAUCAAGAGGUAAGAAAUAAAGAAUCUAAUUUGGAUUUAGAAAGUAGGCAGCAAAAAAAAUAAAAUUAAUCAAGACUUUAUCUUCACCAUUCCAGAAGAUUAAAAAGAUGAUGAAUAAAAAGUAAAAUUAGAAUAGAGGAUCAAUAUGAUUACUCUAUAUUGA